This is a messenger RNA of Danio aesculapii, 908 nucleotides long. RefSeq lists its product as uncharacterized. The record is from RefSeq and is a predicted model, not a curated record. NCBI's taxonomy places the organism in Eukaryota, Metazoa, Chordata, Actinopteri, Cypriniformes, Danionidae. The transcript has 8 exons. Bases 45 to 908 code for a protein of 287 amino acids.
CCUAAAUAAAUGAAUCUAAAAGCUGUUUCUUUUUUGUUGUUGAAAUGGCAGAUCCAGUGGUCGACCAAAUGACAAGACUGAGACUGAAAAUGCUGGAGAAGCGACUGGAGAAUGAGAGAAAUGACAACACUGAACGAGAGGGUUCAGCGCUUUCUACAAGAAGUAAUUAUGGGCAUGCAGAUGCAUUACACAGUGCUCUGAGAAGGAAGAGAGACCUCUUAAAGAGACUGAGGGAACAGCAUCUGAUGGAGGAUCUGGGAAGGCCACACACAUGGGGUGGAUCUCAUAGACAAUAUCAUUAUGAACCUCUUCAUGGGCCGCUCCAGCCUGUGCCUCCCAUCCACAUCCACCAAAAUGCACCAUCUGAACCCCAACCUACUCUACUCCCGCCACCUGUCCCGCAGGCCCCUCGAAUCAUUCAAAACACUAUUCCCCAACAGCCAGCUACCAUUAUCCAGCAGUUACCACAGCAGCAGCCUCUCAUCGCACAAAUCCCACCACCUCAAACCUUCCCAUACAGUUCAGGAAGCAUUAAAGAAGAUAUGGUGGAGCUGAUGCUCAUGCAGAAUGCUCAGAUGCACCAGAUCAUCAUGCACAAUAUGAUGCUGAAGGCUCUUCCACCAAUGGCUAUGUUUCCAGAAGGAAACCCCAGUCAAGUCACAUCUCUAGCCUCACAUCCAGGGCAGGAGCUUUAUUCAACAUCCAGAGGAGGAGCUGUCCAUCAUCACCAUUAUUACGGCUCCCACGAGAAACCUUUGCCUCCAAUAGGCUACUCUGGUUGGCCUUCUUUAAUGCCGACAGGGCAAGGAGGGACUUUUCUGCCACAUGGGAUUGGUCCUGUAACUCUGCCCCCCUUAAAUACUAUGGGAACUGAUGCCGUGAAUUCCAAGAUUCCCACUGGACAAUGA